AUGAACUCCACCGGUGGGGGAUCUGAAAAGGUCUCGGUACAAGUUGCAAUACGUGUAAAACCAUUAACGGAACAUGAUUUAGAAAAUUUACCUACACGAUUUCAAAGACAAAUUAUUACUACGUCACCUUACGCAACGAAUCAAAUUAUUGUUGAAGGAUUCAAUGUAACAAUAUUAGCAUAUGGGCAAACAUCUUCAGGAAAAACACAUACAAUGGGUACAGCUGAUAAUCCUUCAGUACCUUCAAUAUCAAAAGGAAUAAUACCAAGAGCGAUGUCUACAUUAUUUUCCAACAUUAAUUCCAUACAUCAAUCGAAAACGGAUCAUAGAAAAAUUACACUGUUUGUAUCAUUUAUUGAGAUUCAUAAUGAAGAUUUAAUUGAUUUACUUGGUGAAGGUGAAGAAGAGGAGAGACCUCCUGUAUUAAUCAGAGAAGAUUCUAAAGGAAACAUUUAUUGGAGCGGAUUACAAGAAGUUAAAGUUACGUGCGUUGAAGAAGUAAUAAAUUAUUUGGCUCGAGGUUCGCAACAUCGACAAGUUGGAGCAACUGAUAUGAACGCAAAAUCCUCUAGAUCUCAUGCAAUAUUUUCCGUAACAAUGUUUCAACAAAAGUUUGUAUCGAAUAAUGGUCAAAAUGCCCCUCCGAUGUCACCUAUGACACCUACUUAUUCAAGACCCGGAACACCAUCUUCAAGAUCUAUUGGUUCAAGAGCUCCUUCAAGAGCAAAUUCUGUUAUGAGUAGUAAUGACGGAGAAUGGGUUAAUAUAACAAGUAAAUUUCACUUUGUGGAUUUAGCUGGUAGUGAAAGACUAAAACGAACGGCCGCUAGUGGGGACAGGGCGAAAGAAGGAAUUUCCAUAAAUUCGGGAUUAUUAGCAUUGGGCAACGUAAUCUCGGCAUUAGGAGAUCCCAGCAAAGCAAAACAUACAACUCACAUUCCAUAUCGAGACUCAAAGCUUACAAGAUUAUUACAAGACUCUUUAGGUGGAAAUGCAAAAACAUUAUUAAUAGCGUGCAUUUCACCAGCAGAAUAUAAUCUUAAUGAAACUUUAAGUACUUUAAAAUAUGCAAAUCGAGCAAGAAACAUUAAAAAUAAUGCCGUGGUUAAUCAAGAAGAAAUGGGUUGGAGUGAUGUUUCACAUUUACAAUCCUUGGUUCUUAAGUUAAGACAAGAGAAUAAUGCCUUGAAAAUUACCAAUGCAACGUUGGGAUUACAACAACAGCAACAUAGUUCUAGUGGAACUAUUACUCCCGGUAGGGUUACUCCUACUGCCGGAAAUAUUCCAAGUCGGAAGAACUCCGUUAACGUGGCUACUAUACAAGGAAGAAAUACUCCAACGUCAGGUUUACCAGGACGUAGUACUCCAACCUCUGGUAUACCUGGUCGCAAUACCCCACCUUCUAUACCAGGACGAAUCACACCUUCUUCCGGAAUACCUGGACGAAAUACACCAACGAACGGGAGGGAUACUCCAAGUUCGAUGAGACGAACUUCUUCACCUCUUACAACCUUUGCUCAUGGAAAUGUUCACUUUGCUAAAGAAAUUGAAAUGUUAGAAGACCAACUUUCACAAUUACAACGUUCUUAUGCUGAACUCACACAAAAAUAUGCUAAAACUUCUGCGGAAUUGGCAAUGCAUCAAAAUAAUUACGAUGAUGAGACAAAUAAUCAUGGGCAAACUGAAGAAUAUGAAAAAACCAUAUCUUCUUUAGAAAGUAAAUUAGCCAUAAUGGACGCUGCAUUAUCUCAUUCCGAGAAUCUUUUAUUAGAACAAGAGGCAAAUCACAAAGAAGUUGAAGAAUCUAAUGAACAUAACAAGAAUGUCAUUAAUAGUCUACAAAAUUACAUCAAGGAAAUCGAAUCAAAAUUAGAAAAACGUGAAAUUGAAGCAAACUUGCAAACAACUCGUUUGGAACAUCCCGAAAAAUUCAUUAGUGAAACCGUUCGAUUACUUGAACAACGCUUAAAAGAACGUGACGCUGCAUAUGAAGAAGUGGAAGCACAGUUGAAUGAACUUAAGAAGGAACGAGUUGAAAGCGUUCCCGUCACUCAAGAAACAAAAGUUCUCCUGGAUAAACUCGAUGAUCGUGAUCGAAGAAUUAAUCAACUUGAAUUCAAAUUAAAUCUUUUAGUCGAAGAACUUGACAAACUAAGAAGGUUAGAAGCCACAAAUUCAAAUAGCUCGAUAACCGCGGGCGAAGACCGAUCUUCCUCUCCUUCAGGUGAACAAAAUCUCUUUACCGUUAUAAAUCUUGAAACUAAACUUGCUGAAUUACAAAAAUCACACGAAAAUACUGUUACUGAAUUGAUUGACGUAAAAAUCAAAUAUCAAUCAAGUCUAGACGAAAUUCAAGAUCUUCAAUCUUCACUAAAAGAAGCAAAUUUAUCAUCUUCCCCACAAAUUAAUGAUAAUGACCGGUUAAAAAUUACAACACUUGAAUCGAAACUCUCCGAAUUGGAAAAAACUUAUGAAAAAACUGUCGCGGAAUUAGCAGAAACUAAAUUUAAAUAUGAGGAGUCUCUUAAUGUAAUUCAAGAACUUCAAUCACAGCUCGAUAUACAUUCUGAAAUGGUUGAAGAUUUACAUUCUAUUUCGUCCACACCAAUGACACCGAUGACUCCCAUGACUCCCAUGUCCCUUUAUACCAAAGAAUUUUCAAGUAAUGCCGUCGCUCCUUUUGCUUCUAAAUCUUUACUUCAUCGAAAAGUCAAGUCAUUAUCCGCUGAUCUUUUAAAUUCGGAGAAGCAUGAUAGUGCUCAUGCCGCUAUAGUGGACAAGCUUCAAUUUGAAUUAAAAUUAUUGGAAUCUUUUCAUAAAGAUAAAUCACAGAGUCUAGAUGCCGUCAAACAUGAAUUAUCGCGUUUAGAAUUAAAUCAUCGUGAAACGUUACAAGUCGUUGAGGAACUUCGUGAGGAAAUUAGAAGACGUGAUGCACUAGCAAAAUUGGAAGUAAAAUCAGUAAUAAAUUCCGAACAAACUACGGACCAAUCAUAUUCGCCUAAUUCGAGUCACAUUGAUGAACUUGAAAUUAUUCAACGACUUCGUAAAGAAGUUGAACAAUUAAAAGAGAAACAAAAAUUAGCAAUGGAAAGUAUUGCUGAACGUGAAAAUGAGAAUAAGAAGAAGGCGGAAGAAGUUGAAAAACUGGAAUCAAACAUUAAUGAACUCAAAGAACAAUUGCGUCAAGCUGAAGAGAAGCAAAGAGACAUUAAUACGAAUGCCAGUGAACAACUUGUUAAUGAGUUACAAUCUCGGGUCAAGGAAUUGGAAGACAAACUCGUUAAAGCUUUAGAAUUCCAAAAUCAUCGUCAAAUUUCCGAAGUUGAUUCAGAUUCUCAACAAAUCUUUGAUAAAGAAAAAGAUGAAUUACUGAAUCUUCGUGAACAAGUUUCUAAACUUCAGACAGACAUUGAAUCAAAGGGUCAUACAAUCGCUGCACUUUUGCUCCCAGGAAAUGAACGUGAAAAUAAGAUUCGACAUCUUGAAGGUGAACUUUGUGAGGUAAAAGAAGCACUUCGUAUUGCUAUAGGAGAAAAAAAUAGCAAAUUUUCUAUUAUCUCUGAAUCUUCAUCAGAUAAUAACAUUACUUCUUUCCAAAGCGACGUGAUAUCUGAAGAAAGUUCGGCUGACAAACUAGAACAAAGCAAUGAUGAGAACGUAAUAGCAUUGGAAGACACAGUUAAAGAACUUGAAACUCGAUUAACAAAAGCAAAAGAAUCUCGAUCAAUAUCCCCACGAACGUCUAUUCUUCAUAUUAUGGAUCCAACACAAAAAACGAUGGAUCAUCUUGAAACUAAACUUGCUACUUUACAAAAGGUAUUGACUAAAAAUUCCGACAAUGUACAAAAUUUGAACGGCGAGCAAGAAUUAGUAGCUACUUUACAAUCCCAAUUAUUUACUCUUAAAUUAGAUAUUAAACGAAAAAAUGAACUUAUUGAGUCUUUAAAACGUGAUUUAGUAGAUAAAGGUACUUUACAACAAAUGCUUCAAGAAAAGGAAACAGAAGUUGCUUUUCUCAAAGAACAAUUAGAUCAAAUCAAAAGUAAAGAUAUAUGCAUGCAAGACCAAAUGAAAGAAUUACAAGAUCAAUUGGAAAAAUUUGAAAAAUUUAAUAAUGUUAGCAAAUUUUUGCAAAGCGAAUUAGAAGUAUUAAGAAAAGAAUCCAAAGAAGCAAAAGAAAAGGAAGCCUUUGCACUGGAGCGAUUAAAAACCUUAGAUGCUGAGGAAUCGAAAUUGCAAAAAGACUUGGAACGAUUACGUAAUUUAGAAAUUUCGCAAAGGGAACAGAUUGCAGUAUUAGAAACUCAAUUAACGGAAAAUGGCGUUCAACUUUAG
Molecule: messenger RNA, 4338 nt
Organism: Funneliformis mosseae
Lineage: Eukaryota; Fungi; Glomeromycota; Glomeromycetes; Glomerales; Glomeraceae
Source: the annotation of a GenBank genome assembly